AUGUCAACCACCCUAAAAGAUGUGGAGGUCAUUUUCAGACUUCCUAUAGACAGUGAGGUCUUGGUUGGGCCAAAUGCUGUGGUGGAUGGGGAUUGGAGUCAACUGUGUAGGGAGUUGCUUGGUUUUACUCCAACGAAUGACAAUAAAACUUUGGUGGGGCAAAGAAUUCUCAUCAGCCGCCUUGUUGAGGCCAUUGCAGCGCCAUUGCCUCAUGACGCAACAGAGAUUCAGAUACACCAGUAUGCCUGGUGCUAUAUUUUAGCGCUACUAGGGGAUAAACUUUUUAUGGACAAGUUAGGAGAUAGGGUGCAUCUGAUGUUCUUAGAGUUCAUGCGGAACCUUUGUGAUCCGCCACAGUAUAGUUGGGGUAGUGGUUGCCUGGCCUGGUUGUACAGGGAGUUGUGUCGGGCAAGCGAGAAAGGGGCAUCGCAGAUUGGUGGGGCAUGCACCUUGGUCCAGUAUUAG
Molecule: messenger RNA, 465 nt
Organism: Quercus robur (English oak)
Lineage: Eukaryota; Viridiplantae; Streptophyta; Magnoliopsida; Fagales; Fagaceae
Product: serine/threonine-protein phosphatase 7 long form homolog
Exons: 1
Coding region: 1-465 (154 amino acids)
Source: RefSeq, a predicted model, not a curated record